Messenger RNA from Tetrapisispora phaffii CBS 4417, 405 nucleotides. RefSeq names its product Bet1p (gene BET1). Lineage: Eukaryota; Fungi; Ascomycota; Saccharomycetes; Saccharomycetales; Saccharomycetaceae. The coding region runs from base 1 to 405 and encodes 134 amino acids. The record is from RefSeq and is a predicted model, not a curated record. The transcript is spliced from 2 exons. Gene Ontology annotation, biological process: endoplasmic reticulum to Golgi vesicle-mediated transport.
AUGCAUUCUGAAUCUAACUUAUCUCAACGUGACAAUAGCAGAACUCAGUUAUUUGGUAGUGAAAAUGAUAUGAAUUCAUCUUUUUCUCCUUUUGAUAAAUCAAAAUUAGAUUAUUCACAGAGCACUCUUGCGCAGUUGGAAUCACAAAGUGAAGAGAACAUGAAUGUAAUGAACGAAAAGAUUAAAGCUUUAAAAUCUUUAUCAUUAAGAAUGGGUGAUGAAAUUAGAGGUAGUAAUAAAUCUUUGGAUACAUUGGGUGACACUUUUGAAAAUGCUACUGUUAAAUUAAAACAUACAUAUACUAAUAUGAUGAUCAUGGCAAAGAAAUCAGGAAUUAGUUUUACAACUUGGAUUUUAAUAUUCGUCGUUGUCUUUUUAUUAUUUUUCUGGGUUUGGAUAACUUAA